UCGCUCCCUCGCUCCCUCGCUCGCUCUUCGCUAGCUCGCUCCGGGGACACGAUGCGCUCGGGGCCCGGAGGCUGCUGCUGCAGCCCUCGCCGCCGCCCGCUGCGGCCGAACGGCUGCCUGGCCAACGGAGAGGUGCGGAACGGCUACGUCAGGAGCGGCGGCGCCGUCGCCUCGGACGCCCCCGGCCAGGUCCAUCAUGUUAUGCAAAAUGGAGGACUAUAUAAAAAACCAUUUAAUGAAGCAUUUGAAGAGACCCCAAUGCUGGUUGCUGUGCUUACUUAUGUGGGAUAUGGUGUACUUACCCUCUUUGGAUAUCUUCGAGAUUUCUUGAGGCAUUGGAGAAUUGAGAAAUGUCACCAUGCAACAGAAAGAGAAGAACAAAAGGACUUUGUGUCAUUGUAUCAGGAUUUUGAAAACUUCUAUACAAGGAACCUGUACAUGAGGAUCAGAGACAAUUGGAAUCGGCCGAUCUGCAGUGUGCCUGGAGCCACGGUGGACAUCUUGGAGAGACAGUCUCACGAUUACAACUGGUCAUUCAAGUAUACAGGGAAUAUAAUUAAAGGUGUUAUAAACAUGGGUUCCUACAACUAUCUUGGAUUUGCACAAAAUACUGGCCCCUGUCAAGAAGCAGCUGCCAAAGUCCUAGAGGAGUACGGAGUUGGAGUUUGUAGCACUCGGCAGGAAAUUGGAAACCUCGACAAGCAUGAAGAACUUGAGAAACUUGUAGCAAGAUUCUUGGGUGUAGAAGCUACUAUGGCAUAUGGCAUGGGAUUUGCAACAAAUUCAAUGAACAUUCCUGCUCUUGUUGGCAAAGGCUGUCUGAUUCUGAGUGAUGAGCUAAACCACGCGUCCCUGGUUCUAGGUGCCAGACUCUCAGGAGCAACCAUUCGCAUCUUCAAACACAACAAUAUGCAAAGCCUAGAGAAGUUAUUGAAAGAUGCCAUUGUUUAUGGUCAACCUCGGACACGAAGACCCUGGAAGAAAAUUCUCAUUCUUGUGGAGGGAAUCUAUAGCAUGGAAGGAUCAAUUGUUCGCCUUCCUGAAGUGAUUGCCCUUAAGAAGAAAUACAAGGCAUACUUAUAUUUAGACGAAGCUCAUAGCAUUGGGGCGUUGGGCCCAACAGGCCGAGGUGUGGUAGAAUAUUUUGGCCUGAAUCCUGAGGACGUGGACGUGAUGAUGGGCACAUUCACCAAGAGCUUUGGUGCAUCUGGAGGAUACAUUGGAGGCAAGAAGGAGCUGAUAGACUACCUGCGGACUCAUUCUCAUAGUGCAGUGUAUGCCACGUCCCUGUCACCGCCUGUUGUGGAACAGAUUAUCACCUCUAUGAAGUGUGUCAUGGGGGAGGAUGGCACCACACUUGGCAUACAGUGUGUGCAGCAGUUAGCUGAGAACACCAGGUAUUUCCGGAGGCGUCUGAAACAGAUGGGCUUCAUCAUCUAUGGAAAUGAAGAUUCUCCCGUGGUGCCUUUGAUGCUGUACAUGCCAGCAAAAAUUGGCGCUUUUGGACGGGAGUUGCUGAAGCGCAACAUUGGUGUAGUGGUGGUGGGAUUUCCUGCCACACCCAUCAUUGAGUCCAGAGCCAGGUUUUGCCUGUCGGCAUCUCAUACCAAAGAAAUGCUUGACACUGCAUUAAAAGAGAUUGAUGAAGUCGGGGACCUGUUGCAGAUCAAGUAUUCCCGUCACCGGUUGGUUCCUCUCCUGGACAGACCCUUUGAUGAGACGACAUAUGAAGAGACAGAAGACUGAGCCUUUUUGGUGCUCCUAAGAGAACUCUCCCUCACGCCGGGCAGCGCGUGGCCUUCUGAGCCAGUGCCAGGAGCCACAUUUCUGCGGCCACCUCAUCUGACAGACAUUUCCUCAACUCCUUGAUGGUGGCCACAGCCCCUCGCAAUGGCAUUUUGUAAAUAGUAAAAGUCACUUCACUUCCUUCCUUUGCUACAUUUCACCUUUAAAAGAAGAGGUGACUCACUUGGCAUUUUCGUCAUUAAAAAAAACGUUUUCUUUUAUAACCAUUCUACAUGUGAAAUCACAUUAGCCGUGGACCAUCUCUGGCUCACCACCAGGCCUUUUCCUCCCUUGGCCACCUGUGGACUUGGCCUCUGAACAGCUUCUGCUGGCCCCGGCACAGCUGCCUCCCUCAGGAGCAAGUGCCUUCUGCCGGCCACCACCCUGGGUCUCAGAGGCAGCGGCCAUGGGACCGUUACUGAGCCGGUCAAAUUAUCAUGGGAAAUGUUCUCCCUCAGUCUUCAGUUUUGCCUUUUCAGAGCAGCAGUCCACUGUUGCUCUUCCUGGCUAGGCGCCUCCGAGCCGGGGCCUGGUCCCCUCUGAUCCCCCUCCAGAUGGUCUCUUCCUUCCAUCACAUUCCUUCUUAUGGAGGUCACCAUCUGUGAGGACGUCCUGCUACUGGCUUCUUCUCAACUCACCAACCACUCCCACCCCUAGUGGAAAUGCUCUGUCCAGCAGCCCUCAGCCUGGGCCAGCCUUCCCUUCCCAUUUCUUUCGAAUCUGCUCAGGAGAGUGACAGGUGCUUGCCAGAUGAGAGGACAGGGACGGUUUGAUGAGAAGUGAAACUGCAGUGUCCAUCACUCUCUUUUUCUCCAGUGCAUACAGUCUCUGCCUGGGUCUGUUUCCAUGUUAGGAUAGAACUGGAAAGGUUGGUAGCUGCUUUGCUCAGAAGUCCUUUGUCAUGUGUCUGUUGAAGGACUUAACCCUUUCAAAGUAUGGCCCAUUUAAACCCCACUCUUUGGAAUACUAGAUCUCUUUGUUGGUGUCCUGAGAGGAUUCUAACAUGGUUCUAGAGCUUAGGUCUUCCUAUCCGUCCAUUUUGGUAUUUUUCCUGACAAGUUCUGUACACGUAACUUUGCUAAGCUGGGGUCCUCCAUUUGCAGUCUUACUUUGAUACUAGAAAAGGGGAUUUCUGUCAGAGAGCUUUAUUAACUGCCUGACCAAAGAACAAAUGUGAACAGAAUCAUGUGGAAGUUCUUACUUCACUGUGAUGACCAAAGCUUACGUGAGCAGAGCUUGUUUUUAACUUAUAUGUGCCAUCAGUUUAUCUUUCUGUAGCUGUCAGGAAUGCAGGGAUGGCUUGGGAACAGCAUGGGGGAAAGAUGUGCAAUAGUUUCGCAUGGCUUCUUUUAUUGGUGAAGAUUCGCAGUCCAAAUUCUUCCAGGCAUCUGAUCCCUAGCUGGUA
Molecule: messenger RNA, 3190 nt
Organism: Suncus etruscus (white-toothed pygmy shrew)
Lineage: Eukaryota; Metazoa; Chordata; Mammalia; Eulipotyphla; Soricidae
Gene: SPTLC2
Product: serine palmitoyltransferase long chain base subunit 2
Exons: 12
Coding region: 52-1746 (564 amino acids)
Biological process (GO): sphingosine biosynthetic process; ceramide biosynthetic process
Cellular component (GO): serine palmitoyltransferase complex
Molecular function (GO): serine C-palmitoyltransferase activity; pyridoxal phosphate binding
Source: RefSeq, a predicted model, not a curated record